AUGGCCUACGUGGGGAAGAGCACGAAGAAAGAGCUCGUCCGCCGCGUCCUCGCCACCAUCACCGUGGAGAAGCUGAGCUACUUCUGGCAGGACCCGACCAUGAUCUGGUUCUUCUGGACGCGCCUCGAGAGCAUGCUGUUCAACAAGAUCCAGCAGGGCAAGCUCGACGACCAUGACCCCAUGAUGCUGGAGAUCAAGAAGCUGCUGAGCUACGACACGGAAGGAGGGUGGGCCGUUUUGAGCAAAGGGUCAAACAUCAUAUCGAACGGGCACGGCAACACGGUGCUGACGACUCUGGUGGAGUACGAUCUGUGGAAGGAAGAGAUUCCGGUGAAGGGUUUCGAUCUGGCGUACGAUGAUCAUCACAAGAAGGUCCAUGGGGUGACUUACCCUUGUUGCAGGUUCGAGUUUCCUAAUACUGCGGGGAGGAUUCCUGAAGGGAUGAAGUGUCCUGGGUUUGGGAUAGGAAAAGUAACCAAUGGUUACUGA
Linum tenue is the source of this 489-nucleotide messenger RNA. The record is from the annotation of a GenBank genome assembly. Lineage: Eukaryota; Viridiplantae; Streptophyta; Magnoliopsida; Malpighiales; Linaceae.